Messenger RNA from Malania oleifera, 704 nucleotides. Its product is annotated as leucine-rich repeat protein 1-like. Bases 48 to 704 code for a protein of 218 amino acids. Lineage: Eukaryota; Viridiplantae; Streptophyta; Magnoliopsida; Santalales; Ximeniaceae. Gene Ontology annotation, molecular function: protein binding. The record is from RefSeq and is a predicted model, not a curated record. The transcript is spliced from 7 exons.
UUGAAGUAUAUAUUCAUCAGCUGCUAAUUAGGGAGGUUUGGGCAUUAAUGGCGACCUGGGUUUCGUUUUCUGUCGUCGUCCUCCUAGCAUUAAUCUCCUCACGACCCGCGAACGCAAACCUAGAAGGAGAUGCGCUGUACGCACUGAGAAGGGCAGUGAAGGACCCGGGGAAUGUUCUGCAGAGCUGGGAUCCGACGUUGGUGGAUCCUUGUACUUGGUUUCAUGUCACCUGCGACCGUGAUAAUCGGGUCACCCGACUAGACCUUGGAAAUGCGAAGCUGUCGGGCAGGCUAGUUCCCCACUUGGGAAAGCUUGAGCGUCUUCAAUAUCUGGAAUUGUACAUGAACGACUUGGUUGGGCCGAUACCGGAAGAACUUGGUGGGCUUAAAAGCCUCAUAAGCUUGGACUUGUACCAAAAUAACCUCAGUGGGCCCAUUCCUUCCUCCCUCUCCUCCCUCUCCCAUCUCAAAUUUCUGCGAUUGAACAAAAACAGGCUGACAGGUAGAAUACCCAGGGAACUUACCAAGCUUGAAAACCUCAAGAUGCUAGAUGUGUCCAACAACGAUUUAUGCGGCACAAUUCCAACCUCUGGUUCCUUCUCGAAGUUUUCAGAAAGAAGUUUUAUGAACAACUCGAGACAGGAUGGACCGGAACUGAUGGGGUUUGUGAGAUACGACAUGAGAAGAGAUCGAGGCUGCCAUUGA